This is a messenger RNA of Macadamia integrifolia, 2025 nucleotides long. Its product is annotated as bZIP transcription factor TRAB1-like. The coding region runs from base 411 to 1814 and encodes 467 amino acids. NCBI's taxonomy places the organism in Eukaryota, Viridiplantae, Streptophyta, Magnoliopsida, Proteales, Proteaceae. The transcript has 4 exons. Gene Ontology annotation, biological process: positive regulation of DNA-templated transcription. Gene Ontology annotation, molecular function: DNA-binding transcription factor activity. The record is from RefSeq and is a predicted model, not a curated record. Gene Ontology annotation, cellular component: nucleus.
AUUUUUCAUUUUUGUUGUUUUUUUUUUUUUUUUUGUUCCUUCUCUCUGAUUAAGUUUGUUUGCAGUGGUUGUUGAAUUCAGUUGUGUAAAUUAGAAAUGUGCAUGCGUUAGGUUUUUGUAAAUUUUGUUUUGGUCGAUUUUCAUUAAUUUUGAGUUUGGAAUGAGCUUGGUCAGAACUUAGGAAGUUCCGUCUAAUAAUCUUCUUUUUUUUCCUGAAAAUUUAUUUUCUGAAAUUUGAUUCAGCUCUGAGGCUCUGAGUUUUCGCGGUUAGGUGAAUUUUGAUUUCAAGGAGAAGAAAACGAGAGAGUGGGACGAAAGGAAUUACUUCUUUCCACUUGAUCCAGCUCAAUUCGAAGGAUAUGCAAGCUUGGUCAACUUGAUUACACAGAAGACUUGAAUCUAAAUUGAGAAUGGGAUCUCAUUGGGAUUUCAAGAACAUUGGCGAUGGACAGCCGCCAGAAGGCAGCGUUGGUGGUGCGGGAAGGCAACCGGGAAUUUUCCCAUUGGCACGACAACCUUCUAUCUAUUCGUUGACCUUCGAGGAGUUUCAGAACACCAUGGGUGGCCCUGGGAAGGAUUUUGGCUCUAUGAACAUGGAUGAAUUUCUUAAGAACAUCUGGACUGCUGAGGAGACCCAAGCCAUGGCUUCCUCCUUUUGUGGUCCUGAAGGUGGGUUUCCUGGAGGGAAUCUGCAGAGACAGGGUUCUCUCACUCUGCCUCGUACGCUCAGUCAGAAGACUGUUGAUGAAGUUUGGAGAGACGUGUUUAAGGAUAGUAACGGCAGCAAGGACGGGAGUACCGACGGAGGAUCGAAUUUGCAGCAGAGACAGCAGACUUUGGGGGAAAUAACUCUGGAGGAGUUCUUGGUGAGAGCAGGGGUUGUGAGAGAAGACGCGCAGCCUGCCGGAAGACCGAACAACCCUGUAUUUGGGGGCGAAUUUUAUCGUCCGAAUGACAACGCUGGUCCUGCUCUAGGCUUUUUACAGCCGAAUCGGACCGGUGGUGCUGUCGCUAACCAGAUUGGGGAAAGUAACAAUCCACUCCAGAACCAAUCUCCUAACCUGGCAAUAAACGCAAAUGGGGUCAGAUAUUCUCAGCAACAGACGCAGCCGCAGCAAUUACCACAACGUCAGCAACAGCAACAGCAGCAACAGCAACAGCAGCAGCAGCAGCAGCAGCAGCAGCAGCAGCAACAACAGCAACAGCAACAGCAGCAACAACAACAACAGCAACAGAAACUCUAUCCUAAGCCAGCGCAAACUACCAUGGCAUACGUUCCCCCACUGCAUUUAGCAAACGGUGCCCAGCUGGCUAGCCCUGGAGUGAGGGGUAGAGUUGUGGGAAUCGCCGAUCCAGGAGUGAACCAUGGUUUCGUUCCAGGUGGAGGGAUGGGCAUGGUGGGUUUAGGUGCUGGGGCUGUUUCAGUUGCGUCAGGAUCUCCCGCUAAUCAGCUGUCUACGGAUGGGCCUGCUAGGAGUAAUGGGGAUACAUCUUCCUUGUCACCAGUUCCUUAUGUGUUCAAUGGAGGUUUUAGGGGGAGGAAAUGCAGUGGGGCUGUGGAGAAGGUGGUCGAGCGGAGGCAGAGGAGGAUGAUUAAGAAUAGGGAGUCAGCUGCAAGAUCACGGGCUCGUAAGCAGGCUUAUACCAUGGAACUAGAAGCAGAAGUUGCAAAACUUAAGGAGGAGAACCAAAAAUUGCAGCAGAAACAGGAAGAAAUCAUUGAAAUGCAGAAAAAUCAGGUCCUGGAGGAGGUGAAUCAUCAAAAAGCACCCAAGAGGCGGUGUUUGAGGAGGACAUGGACUGGCCCUUGGUAGAGUUGGAAGGAUCGGCAGUGUGGUCCAAUAGCCUCAAUGCGUACAGUUUGGCCAAUUAGUAAUGUUGAGGAUAUUGGUUUUGUACUGGUAACCUGCUUGAAAUGUUAUUAAUCUGUUGAGGGUAGUUAGCUGUACAGAUAGAACGGAACAAGUGGUGUGCUGUACAUUGAGUUGAGAGUAGUAAUAUUAUGUAGAUUAAAUUUUCCCAUUA